AUGAAUAUUGCAGAGGACAGCUUCUCCUCUCUGAUAAAACUGCAAGAAUUAUACCUGAAUCAAAACCAGCUUAAACGAAUCCCAAAGAAACUCUCAUUUAGUUUACAACUGCUCAGCCUCAAAGGCAAUAAGAUUCUUAAUAUAACAAAAGAGGAUCUACCCAAUCUGUCAAACAUAGAAAUACUUCACUUGUCGCAAAAUUGUUACUAUCACAAUCCCUGCAAUGUGUCCAACUAUAUACAUGAUGGAGCAUUUUCAAGUGGCAACAAACUGAAAAAUCUAUCACUUGGCUCAAAUAAUUUAACUACUGUUCCUCGAAACUUGCCAGAAACGCUAAUUUCAUUAAAUCUCAAUAAAAACAAGAUUCAAUUUAUAAACCCUGAUCAUUUUGAACAUCUGAUUGGUCUGGAAUACCUUGACUUAUCUGAAAACUGCCCCAGAUGUUUUAAUGCUCCUUUCCCAUGUGAACCCUGCCCGGGAGAUAAGUCCAUUCACAUCCAUCCAGAUGCUUUUCAAAGGCUUCCAAAGUUACAGACAUUAAUUCUUUCCAGCAACAGCCUCCGUAAAAUACAAAGUAGCUGGUUUCAGAAUUGUACAAGCUUGAAGGUUUUAUAUCUUCAAAUGAAUUUCUUGAUUGAUGAAAUUGCUACUGGAGACUUUUUAAACCACCUACCCAGGCUGGAAAAAAUUGACUUGUCAUUCAACUAUAAAAUAGCUCAUUAUUUCAAUAAUAUCAAUCUUUCAAAAAAUUUUUCUAAAUUAGUCUCUUUGAGAGAAUUAUAUAUUAAAGGUUAUGUUUUCAAAGAACUUGAUUACCAGGAUCUAAAACCAUUGUUCCUUCUCCACAAUCUUACCAUUCUCAAUCUUGGAACAAAUUUCAUUAAACAGGCAAACUUAACGAUCUUCAAAAAUCUCAAAUCGCUAAAGAUAAUAGAUCUUUCAGAAAAUAGAAUAUCACCUCCAUCAGUCAACAGAAAUCUUCUACAUGAUUCUACAUAUAAAGGUAAAUACCUCCCGUAUGUGGAAUCAAGAUUACAAGAAUCAAAUUUACUACCUGGCCAUAGCCACCUUGGACAUGAAUCUCUUAAUGAUGAUGGUGACUAUAUCUUUGGGCCAAACAUGAAGAGGGAUUGUGAUUCAUAUGGGAUGACAUUGGAUUUGAGUUUGAAUAGUAUUUUCUUCAUCAGCCCAAAACUGUUCAUUGGCCUUGAGAAAAUAAGGUGCCUGAAUUUGUCAUCAAAUGCAAUUGGGCAAGCUUUAAAUGGGACUGAGUUUGCAUCCUUGUCAAAUUUGAAAUAUUUAGAUCUUUCUUAUAAUCGACUUGAUCCAGCUUAUGAUAACGCUUUUCAAGAACUGUGGCAACUGGAAGUGUUGGACUUAAGCAACAACCAGCAUUAUUUUGUUGUCGAGGGUGUGACACAUAAAAUGGGAUUUAUUGAAAACCUUAAAUAUUUGAAAAAGUUAAAUUUAGGCAACAAUGCCAUCUUCACCCUAACAGAAAAUAGAUUGAACAGUGCCUCUUUGGAACUUUUGAAAUUCCAAGGAAAUCGGCUGGAUAUUUUGUGGAAAAGGGAGGAUUAUAGAUAUACAAGCUUAUUUAAAAAUCUAAUAAAUUUGACCCAUCUCGAUUUAUCAUACAACAAACUUGAGUACAUCCCAUCUGAAAUUUAUGAAAAUUUACCGUAUAAUUUAUCAUAUUUGUCUUUGAGACACAACAAAUUACAUAAGUUUAGCUGGCCACAACUUCGCUUUUUGAAGAACCUGCUGACUUUAGACCUGAGCUAUAAUGACUUAACUAUUGCCCCUGAUAGGCUGUACAAUAGCACCAAGUCCCUCCAAAAACUGUUGCUGAAACGAAAUAGAAUCUCUCAACUCCCCAUAAGUUUCUUUACAUCAGCAAACAGAGUUAAGUAUCUUGAUUUAAGUUAUAAUAAAAUUCAAAAGUUACAGCAGACAGUUUUUUCAACAAAUGAACGACUUUUCCUGGAAGUUCUGAUUUUAAAGGGGAACCCAUUUUCUUGCAUUUGUGAACUUGUGCCAUUUAUUGCCUGGAUUAAUACAUGUGACCUGGACAUUCCUCAGCUGGCCACUGAUGUUACCUGUGGAUCGCCUGAGAGUCAACGAGGACAGAGCAUUAUUCUCCUUGAUCAGCACACAUGUGCAAUGGAUGAUGUUGCAGCUUCACUAAGUUUGGCUUCUGCCAUCAUCAUUUUUUGCACCAUGUUUAUAGCAGUGACCCAUCAUUUGUUUUACUGGGAUGUAUGGUACUUGUACAAUUUCUGUGCUUCUAGAUUGAAACAGUAUCAGUGUCACACAUUUAAAGUGCAGAACUGCUCCUACGAUGCGUUUGUUGCUUAUGACACUUCAGAUCUUGCUGUGACAGACUGGAUUGUCAAUGAAUUAUUGGUUCAUUUGGAAGAUAAAGGUGAAAGGCAACUUUGCCUCUGUUUGGAAGAGAGAGAUUGGGAAUUAGGAAUGCCUGUUGUUGAGAAUCUUUCUCAAAGCAUACACAAGAGCAAAAAGACUGUGUUCGUGCUUACAAGGAGAUAUGUCAAGACUGGAAGUUUCAAAACAGCCUUUUAUAUGGCUCAUCAAAGAUUAAUGGAUAAAAAUGAAGAUGUAAUCGUGCUGAUCCUACUGGAACCUGUUUUAAUAAACUCAAAGUAUCUGAAAUUAAGGAAGAGGUUAUGUCGCAGCUCAGUGUUAUAUUGGCCUAAAAAUCCUAAUUCUGAAGAUUUUUUCUGGCAAUGCUUAAGAAACGCAAUAGCAGCAAACAAUAACUCAAGCUACAAUACAAUUGCAGAAUUCAGUUGA
Molecule: messenger RNA, 2814 nt
Organism: Stegostoma tigrinum
Lineage: Eukaryota; Metazoa; Chordata; Chondrichthyes; Orectolobiformes; Stegostomatidae
Product: toll-like receptor 7
Exons: 1
Coding region: 1-2814 (937 amino acids)
Biological process (GO): positive regulation of interleukin-6 production; toll-like receptor signaling pathway; canonical NF-kappaB signal transduction
Cellular component (GO): plasma membrane
Molecular function (GO): protein binding; pattern recognition receptor activity
Source: RefSeq, a predicted model, not a curated record